AUAGUCUAAUUUUCAUAAAGACAAAAAUCAAUAUGGCCGCUCGCCGCUGUUUUGCAAUUAGCGAAUAGCUUUGAAGUUUUGUUCUGUAUAUAAUCGGGCGUGGAGUCGUGUUUGUUUGGUUAUUUGCUUACACUUUGCUACAAUGCGUCGCAGAAGUGAAAAAGGGGCUGGCAAGAAAGCAAAGACCUCACCCGAGAAAAAAGAGAAAGAUAAACCAGAAAAAUUAAGGCGUACUAGAAGCAGGCGGAGAAAACAAUCUUCUUCUUCUGAUAAUGAAUCUGCAGAAGAAACAGUGCCAACGGAAAUUUCUAUUGUUUCUGAACCCUUACCGGAGAUUAUUCAAGCUGUUACGAAAGAGGAAAGUCCAGAACAGACACAAGAGCAAGUUUGGCAUGUGAAGGCGGCAGAUACUACUAGCGAUAGCGGUGAAAUUAAAAAAUUAAAGAUUUGUCUCACACGCCCUCCCUCUACGCCAGAACGUGUUGAUAGAUCCCCUCGCAGUAAAAGGAAGCAUUCGCGAGCCACAAGCUCUAGUGAUACCCCAAGUGUCGAUGACGAUGAAAAAAAGAAACCUAAAUAUCGAACGCGUAAAUCUACCGCAGAAAUGUUAGAAUCUGCAGAUAAAAAUGUUGAAGGACAAGGAGAUGAAAUGGAAACAGAGUCUGAAGUUCAACCAACAAAAUCCAGCUCUGAAAUCAGUCAGAGUACUGAGGCUCAGGAAUCCAAAGAAUGCAUACUUGAUGAAACUCCCAUGUCUACUACAAAUGAUGAAGUUAAAGAAGAAGUUGUUUCUAAAGACAAUAAUGAAGAAGGUAUGAAUGCAGGAAUUGAUGAAAAACAAGUUCAGGAUCAAACAUCUGAUGCUGACACAACUGUUGCAUCACCAAAACCAGAUCAAGAGGAGGCAGUUAUAAGUGAGACAAAAAGUCCAGAAGGAAAAAGAAGCCCUUCAUUGGAACGAUCCGAGGUUCUGGAAUUGCAUGCUGAAGAAAUAAGGUGUGAAUCUUCAGAAUUAAAGGAACCUCAGGAAGAUGACUCAAACAAUCCGGGUAUAAUGCAAAAGGAUGCAGAAACUUCCCAAAAUUCUAGUAAGGUAAGUAUAAAUGAAGCUGAAAAUGAGGUUUCAGAACAAAAAGAGUCUCCUUCUGAGGUUCUUACUUCUGAUAGUAAAAAUGAUGUUGUAGAGAAUAGCUAUGAAGAAAAAUUAGAAUCCAGCAAGAAAGUGGAGAUCAAAAUUGACAAUUCUGAGACAAAUACAGUCUCUUCAAAAGAAGAAAUAAAAAUGGAGGUUGAAGCAGCAAAACCAACAGAAGAUGUAACUAAUGGACAAUCUGCCCCACUUGUUAUUAACAGAAAGAGGCGGUGGGGUUCUCGACCAGUAAAAUUACAAUCUCAAAAGUCUAUAACAAUUUCAACUGAUGUUCUUAAAGAAAUAAUACCAGAUGUCAAGCCUACUGAAUUUGAGGAAGUCAUUGAAGAGAGAAAACAUAAAAGAAUUGAAGUCACAGAAAAAAUUGAAAGACCAGUGUUGCCAAAAAUAAUCAUUGACAAUACAGAUAAUGUUAAUCACAAGAAAGACGUUGAUGAAAAAGACAAGGAAAACGUAAGAAGUUGUGAUACACAAAUAGGUUCAUCAAGAAAAAUUUCAAUUGUAAAAGAAAAUGAUAGUAUUAUUGCAAAGCCACCAAGUCCACCAAGACACCAACAAUCAAAUAUUCUUUAUAUAACCAAUCUGGUCAGACCUUUUACUUUACCACAAUUGAAGAAUUUAUUGCAAAGGACAGGAAGAAUUAUUGAGAAUGGCUUUUGGAUUGAUAAGAUUAAAUCAAAGUGCUUUGUUAUUUAUGAAAAUGAAGAACAAGCUGUUGAAACAAGACAUGCAUUGCACGGAGUGACUUGGCCUGUAUCUAAUCCUAAGUCCUUGCAAGUGGACUUCUCAACACAAGAAGAUUUUGAUAAGGCUAAAGCAAAUGAAGAUAAGAAUAAUGCUCAGGCCUCUACCAUUCCUGGAACUGUUGAAGAUUGGCUUCGGGAGCAAGACAUGAAAAGAGAAAAGGGUGAAACAGACAGACCAUGGGAGAGGAAGGCAGCUAUGCGGGAGUGGGACUUAGGGAAGAACGAAAAGAUUAAAGAGAAAGAAAAACACCCCAGAGAAGAGAGACCAAUAGAUAAACGGAGACAUCGGUCACCUGAAAGAAGCCCUGAACCAGCGCGGAAAUUUAAAAAGAAGGAAGAAGAAGCGCCUGCAAAACUUUUAGAUGACUUGUUCAGAAAAACUAAGACCACUCCUUGCAUAUAUUGGCUUCCACUCUCUGCUGAAACGAUCGCAAUAAAAGAGGAGCAGCGACGGCAGCACAUGGCUGAAUACGAGCGACGAAUGCACGAAUCUCGGCGUCCGCCUCGCAGACAUUAAGCAUGGUCCGUCUGUACAGACAUACACACAUGUAAACACACACACACACACACAUACAUGCAUCUGCAUACCUUGAUACAGUAACCACACAUAUAACCCGACACAUUUUCUUACAAUAUUGCUUUAACAUUUAUUUUCAGGUUAAUAAGUUUUUAUUAAUAGAAGAAUUUAGAUUAGGUUGACACGUGAAGACGCAAGAGAAUGAUGAUUUAAUUUAACGAAAUGUUAUAGAAAGGCUCGCUUGGAGGAAAUCUUAAGGCGCCAAUCGGAGGCUGCGGAAGAUGCAUCAUGUGCUUUUAUUCUGCAGCUCUUGGAUUUAAAGCAGAUUGUUUAAUACGUCGACGAUAUUAAACAAACGUUAUGAAACAAAACAGCUGUUGCAUGUUUUGUACUCAUACAAAGCUAUGGAGCGAGUUGUGACGGCAAUAAUAAAUUUUCUGCGUGGUCACCAAUGCAAGGCUUACUUGAAUCUGGUUAAAACAGCAAAAAUGAAAUAUCAAGAAUUUUUGGAUGAAUCGACGGAAUCGAGAUAGAUGUAGAAGGAAUAAGUCUGGAGUGGAACAAUUAGAACAGUUUUAACUUUUUUGUAGGGAGAAGAUUUAUUUGUAUGAAAUGUGUAACAUUAUACGAGUAAUUGUUCAAUAAAUGUUUCCUGUGAGAA
Molecule: messenger RNA, 3074 nt
Organism: Pieris brassicae (large cabbage white)
Lineage: Eukaryota; Metazoa; Arthropoda; Insecta; Lepidoptera; Pieridae
Product: apoptotic chromatin condensation inducer in the nucleus-like
Exons: 6
Coding region: 143-2413 (756 amino acids)
Molecular function (GO): RNA binding
Source: RefSeq, a predicted model, not a curated record